Molecule: messenger RNA, 3379 nt
Organism: Pocillopora meandrina
Lineage: Eukaryota; Metazoa; Cnidaria; Anthozoa; Scleractinia; Pocilloporidae
Source: the annotation of a GenBank genome assembly
AUGGAAAGGAAAGCUGUUUCUCCCGAUUCUUCGACUCAACUCGCUGAGAAAAGUAAGAAGUCUGCGAAACGAAAGCACAAACACCGGUAAAUACCAUAAAUAUUUUUGUAAACAAACAUCUUUCAGUCAUUGCCUUGAAUUCAGAAUUUGUCAGAAAUCGCAGUCUGAUAGUUGUAAAACCUCAAGAAAGCUCUGUGACAUAAGCUACGAAUUAUUUCGACAGUGACAGGAAGAAAAGCAAGAAGGCAAAAUCUUCCAGUCCAUCCCAGGAUAUCGAGAAUAAUGAUAUCAAUACGAGGAGUAAAAAUAACAAGACCAGCAAUGAGAGGAUCAAACAUCUUACAGAGUUCCUAGAUGACAGAAAAGAACUUCACAAUCAGCUGUUUACCAUCGUUUCUAAGAAAGAAAUCAAGGAAAUGAUGCCGGAAAUUUUAAAGGUAUUGAAUAAAAAGGAACACGAAUCAAUAUAACUGUACCUGGUACAGUAUAGUAUAGGUUCGCACAAGUGAAACGUUUCUUAUCCUUUUAACUCCUGAGAGUGACUAACAUAUAAUUUCUCCCAACAGUAUAACCCUUGCAUCACACAGUAAGGUCGUGAGAAUAAAGGAAAUGAUCACUAACUAAAUAUUCUCUUGAUUGAUAAACAAAUUCUCCUUGCCAGCACCUUAGGAAAUGUAUAGAAAACAGUAUGGAGAAUAUGCACACUGAUGUUGGGUUGUAAAGGGUUAAACCAGAUAAGGCUAUGUUGUUGUCUAACCAACCAGCUUGUAGGAAAUAUAUGGAGAACAGUAUGGAGAUUAUGCAUACUGGUGUUAGGGUGUAAGGGUUUAAUCUCAACUCUCACCCCCUAAUUCAGCCUCACCGUUUAAAAAACUUCUAAGGAGAAUUAGUUUAGAGGUAAAAAGGCAUAAAAACAGAUGGAUGGGAGGCACUCAAGACUAUCUGUAAUGUUGAAGCAAGCAUAUGAGACAGAGCUGGGUAAGAUUUCCCCAUAGCCCUGCACUUCAUUAUUCAUACAGUUCUUGGAUAGAGAAAUAAAUGAGGAAAACAAAAAGUUGCCUUUGGAACUAAUGUGUUACUUUAUAAUAGCACAGGCCAAUAUGGAACCCUUUCCCACAAUAUUAUUGUAAAAUUUCUCUAGCCAGAAAGCAGAUAAAGCUAUGUUUUUGUCUCAUCAAACUUCUCUGUCUCGUUUGCUCCCUUUGACUUUACAGAUUGUCUAAGGUGCCUUGCAUCCAUCUUUUCUAUAGUCAUUUAGUUUCCUCAAUCAAUUUUCCUCAGAAGUUGUGUGAACUGUAAAGCUGAUAGUUGUUGAGAGUUAAGAAAAUUAUAUAAUUAAAGAUUCUUAAGCUCACUGAGAAAUCUAAGAUCAUUUAUUUAUUUAUUUAUUUGCCACAAAAUAAAGUUUAAUGGAAGUUUCUCUGCUUUGCACUCACUACCACUUUUGUUUCAAGACUUUUCCCCCUCUGGAGUUAAGUGCAUCUCCCCCCCCCACCUUUUUGAGUCCACAAUCACCUUUACCAGUGGUAGGAUGGUAGGGGGGUGAAUUUGCAAUGGGGUGAAACCUGCAGUUACCAAAACAAAUUGCUAUUGAGAACUCCUCCCUAGCAAUCCUCAUGAUGCACAGAUCCGAUACAAUUGAACUUCCUUCUGCUUUUGUAGAAGUUGAGUUUCAAGGAAGUAAAGAAACUCUGUUCAGAGCAACUUGAAUCAUUUUCAAAGACACAGCUCAAGAUUAUCAUUACUGGAAAAGAUAUGGCUUCUUCUGAGGAUGAAAGUACCAAAAAGGAAGAAAGUGUCGAUGAAACACAGUUGAAGAGACAGACCAUGAAUGAGGACAGUAAAAGAGUGGAGGUAUGUAGACAGACUGUUAGCAACUGUAACUACAUCACAAAACAACCAAUUAAUGAAUACAUUUAAAAUAUUAUAAAAAAAACUGUGAAAGGAUGAAGUAACUUUUAACCCUUUAAUUCAUAGAAGUGAUUAACAUGUAACGUCUUCCUAUAAUAUCCAUGCAUUGUCCAGCAAACAGGUAAUGACAAUACUCAAAUUUAUCAGGUAGAACUUGUUAUCUUGAUCUAACACCAAAUUCUAGUAUGUAAUUUACAAGGGAAUGUAGCAGCUUGAGGGGAGAAUUUACAAUCAGAUUGUGGGAGGGUUAAGGGAAGUGAGAUACAUCAAAUAUAAUUCUGACUAAAUGCUCCUUUGUUUAUGUUGGUGUUUCAGAGCAAAAUAAGUAAAUCAAUCAAAGAGGGGAAAGAUGAAGAAAAGAAGGAGAAAGAUAUGAUCAUUUUCCAAGAAAUGAUCACAAUUCCCAACCAAGAGGAAAUUGAUGAACUUGUGGAAGGUGAAUUACUCCAAGGCAUUGCAAAAAUCAUUUAAGUGCUGUAAUUUACCUUCUAGUUCUCAGAGAGAUUGUUUGCAAUACUCUAAAAAUAGCUUUUAAUUCCUCAGACAUGUUACUACAGAAAAAUACAAAUGAGUAGCUAUGAACCCUCUACACCCUAAUAUCAAUAUCUAUAUUCUCUCUGCUCUUCUCUAUACAUUUCCUUUGGUACUGACAAGGAGAAUUCAUGAAACAAUCAAAGCUUCUUAGGUUGGUGAUCAUUUUCUUCAUUCUCAUGUUCUUUAUGAAUAAUUCAAUAGUAUUUCUGUAAGGAAAAAUUAGAUGCUGGUCAAUGUUAGUUAAACGUGGGACUAAGCUUUUCUUUCACUCUUACUUUUGCUCAGACGUGCUGAUUUCUAGUCUUCUAUUCACCAGGGAACCGCACUGCUCAACAGCAAACUACAGAAGAUACAUCACAUCCUGCAGAAGGAACCGUAAAUGAAGAGGCAGAACUGAAGGAACUUGAAUUCCGUGCACGGGCGCUUGAGUCGCUGGUCCGCGCUCGUGAACGUCAGAUGAGGACAUAGAGGUGCCAUAUUUGAGGCUAUCGCUCAAGCCCAAAAACUCAAGUCCCAAAAGAGGUUUCAAAGAGCAUAUUUGAUUGAGGCUCAUAUGGACAACGAGAAUUUGUCGUUGAGAUAUGAUCGUUAAGUUACUGUUCCAAUAAAAAACUUCUGAUGAACUAGCCAGAAGAAUUAGUAAAAAAGACUCAAGGCUUUCUAAGAUAAAGAGCUUUGUCAGCCUGUGUAAGUCUGGAUAACGAACUUUGCGAGAUAAUGAUGAUGACGAUGGAGGUGGAAGUGACGAGAAUCGAAUUUCAAGUCCAUUGAAGUAGAGUCGUCUGUUUUGACAUUGUUUUCGAAUUAGACAUAAAGUAACGAUUAGUACGUAACGGGUAUGAACUCAAGGAAACUAUUCAGUGUCUAAAGAGACAGAACUGGGAUUGAGAACUGAGUUAUUUUCCUCAUGUGGUUUCUAACAAUUAAAAACGAC